This is a messenger RNA of Baudoinia panamericana UAMH 10762, 2604 nucleotides long. RefSeq lists its product as uncharacterized. Lineage: Eukaryota; Fungi; Ascomycota; Dothideomycetes; Mycosphaerellales; Teratosphaeriaceae. The transcript has a single exon. The record is from RefSeq and is a predicted model, not a curated record. Bases 1 to 2604 code for a protein of 867 amino acids.
AUGCUGGCAACCGCACAACAUCCGUCGCUAUACGUAAGUUCGAAGAACAUUGAAGUGGCAUCAGUCGCUUUCACGCUUGGCGCAGUGGGUACGCUGGCGGCGAUGGACAAGGUUGGCAACCAGGACGGGACGACACAGGACUCUGGUUCAGGAGGCUCUGCGUAUUCGGACCUGAGCGCACUGGAGAACGAAACUGAUGAAUUCGGCCGAAGAAUACUGCAGCAUCAACGGGACUUGCAGCGCCUUAACAAUGCGAUCAAGCCUGGGCAGCGAGCAUUCAGACACGCCCGACCGAGACCGCGGAGACUAGCGGAGCGUCUCGAUACUGACGAACUGGCAAACCAUGUGCAGACUGCGCAGAGCAAAGACAGAGCUCGAAGCGCGGGCAGCGAGGAGCUGGAGCCCCCGCUGAACGUUCCUAGACAGUGGGGUAGGAGAGCUAGAAAGCGACCGGAGUGGCUCAGAGAGAAGGAUGCAACGGCCGACGAGGACGGUCUAGCAGCCAACGGGCAAGCUGCACCAGAUGCGCGACAGGCGGACGAUGAUGCGAUUUUUCCGCACAGGACAGCGUACACCGGAGAUGAAGAUUGGGAUGCUCUCGCAGACGAGCCGACUGCCUCACUCGAGGACACGCCGCCGUCAAUGCGUCGACGCAGGCCGGGGUUAACGCCAACGUCGAUGGGACAUAUGAACACGACACUCAACAGCGAUUUCGGCAUUGACGACCAUGACUUCUCCAGCGCGUCGCUACUCGCCUCUACACCCGCUGUGAAUCAACGAGACCGCAAGGUCGACGAGCUGACUCGUAAAGAGAUUGAGUCCAUCGAGCGUCGUGGUGUCGCAAAGCGCACGCUGGAGCAAAUUCUCGAGCAGUCAGCGGUUAAGUCAACAGAGAAGAGGCCUGUGACCGCGCCCUCUCGUGAUACUGCACCUCAGCCUAGACGACGACGUAGCCUGAUCGCUAACAAGGAGAACAUGCCACCCAACGGCGACGUGAAUGGCACGUUCAAGGGCGCCGAAACGGUGGGUCUGGUGAAUCGCACAGCGGAAGCUGUGAAUGUGCAACGACCUCCGCACAAGCGGAACGACUCGUACAACUUGCUUAAGAGACUUGCGCGCGUGUCGAGCUUGUCGCCGAGUCCGGCGAAGCCAAAGGCGGGCGGUGAGCAGGCACCAAGCGCAGACACACGGAUGACGAAGAGUACGCCGGAGCUGCCUGCUAAGCCAUUCACCUCUGCACAAGAUCAACUUGUGGACCUUACUUCACGAAAUACUCAGACACUUACAAGGGACGAAGUGCAAGAACUGAGUUCUGCACCAAACGGAAAGCACGAGCCGGCAGCUAUGGCGGCGGAAGAGGGUGCGGAUGAAAUGCCGGAAGGCGAAUUGGUAACGCCUGACAUCGAUGUCACCCCUGCACACGAUUAUUCAACGCACGACGCGAAAACGCCAGUGGUCACGGGCGCCUGGAUUGAUACGCCUAAGCCUUUGCCUGAUGUGCGGCCGCUGCUGAAGGCUACAGACUCGACCAUCAUCCGAGCAUUCGGCACUCCAUCCGGAGCAGCUGCACUCGGUCUAGACGAAGACCCCCUUCCAGAAAAUCUCAGACGCGAGUUCAGCGAGCCGAUGCACGCGAAGUCGGCGCUCGCGGACGUGCUCAAAGAAGUGAAAGCGCAGAAUGAUGCGCAAUUCGGCGAGACAACCAUCCAAUCACUCGAGAACAUCAUCAACCCAAGUGCGGACCCCACCGACCCAACGAUGAUUACCGACAUCACAGAAGCGGUGGACGCCGUGCUCCACGCUGCCGACAGUAAGGCGCCAGCCACUCAAGCAGAGAAAGAUCGUCGGCAGGAGCAACUUGCCAUUGAGGCAAUGAACAAGCAUCUUCGCGCAGCACGUACCAGCAUCAAGGACGCUGACAAUGGCCUGCGCCGUGUUGAGAACAAAAUCGACGUCGCGCAGUCUGCCGACGUCCAAGUCUCGACUCCCACUUUUAAAAGAACCAUGACGAACGGAAAGCACGGCAAGGCCAUCUGUCCGACCUGCGGCGGCAAAUAUCACACCUCCGUCUGGGCCGCUCUCUGGUCCGAGUUCCAGGAAUGUUUCUACACCUGGGAUCGUUCCCUACCGUACCGCGUGCGGUUGACCCGGCUUGGCAUUGCCGUCGUCCUCUUCCUGCUCUGGUACACCAUCGAAAGCGUGCUUUGCCACUACUAUUGCUGGCACAUGUAUGCCGAGUCCAUGAUUGGCUUCGGUGUUGACCCGGAUGCACCUAUGUUCCCCUUCGUGAUUCCAACGCUCUUGCUCCGACCAUUCGAACCGAUGUGGCGACCGGUCUGGGAGGCUUUGGCGUGGUGUUUUGGUGUGGCAUUCCAUUACGCUUUUGGGGACUCUACGUAUAUGGACACUCAUCCUUGGAAUGACCUUGACUUGUAUGAUCUUGAUGGUGACAUGGAGAUUGCGGGAAACACAUUGCAAUAUGGGCGAGGUUGGGCGCAAACUGCGACGGCGUCACUGGUUUCCGAGAGUACACGGGUAUUGAGAAGUGCGGUGACUGCAGUGGAUGAGGUGGGGAGUAUGUGGGAUGAUGCUGUAUUGGGUUAA